Molecule: messenger RNA, 1281 nt
Organism: Cetraspora pellucida
Lineage: Eukaryota; Fungi; Glomeromycota; Glomeromycetes; Diversisporales; Gigasporaceae
Source: the annotation of a GenBank genome assembly
AUGUCAGAUUUACAAUUUAUACAUAGAGCAAUCAGAGACUUUUUCGAUGAAACGCCCGUCGAAGAAUGGUCAUAUAUUCUUUUUUUAGAGUCAUUUAAACACGUUAUUCUGUCUGUAUUAGAUAUCACAAAACGAGAUGAAAAAGCUACAUGGAGGAAGAGAUUUAUAAAGCGCUUAGAAACGAUUGCAGAUGACGACGCGUAUACUGAACAGCAGAGAAAAAAGGCAAUUAUUUUGAUAGAAAAGGACCCACGAAAUACAGACUUCUUUUGGGACAACAUUGAAAAAGAGAAAGAGUGCUUAUGUGGAAAACGUGAGCGGAAAUUCGAGAACACAUUUCCACAGCAAACAGAAGAAAAAGAACAAUUAUCGGAAAUAGAAGAACAAAAUGAAACAGACGAUGAUGAGGAUUCCAUCUCUGUAUUUGAUGGCAGUGAUGACACAGAUUACAUACCGAGUAAAACUCAUAAGUGGUUUCUCACAUCUGGAAAGUACGUUGAAAAUACUAUUUUCGAACACUGCAAAGAACUGACAAAUGAAUCGCUCUUACAUUCAUGGAUUAUUGACCUUGAUGACCAAGAGGCAGAGGAACUAUUUACCACAGAAGAGUGGAAUGAAAUACGACACGAAGUUCAAUUACCUGAAGUGAAUGAAACGUUUGUAAAGUCUAUGAUGCGAUUUUCCGAUGUCUUGGCAACAACAACUUUUUUAAAAAAUGAUUCUUACAGUCAGGAGGAUCAUUUCGAUGCUGAAUGGGCAGAAAUCGUAAUGAGAAAAUUUCUUACGUAUUACGAAGAUCCUAAUGAACCAUUAAAAAGAACGCAUCUCGAGUCUUGGUAUGAUAUUAAUUUGUGGUCGCAAAUUGUUGAUCAUGGUUUUCCGAUAUAUUUGGAAUGGAAAAAGGAGUCAACGAGUGAAGCGGUAUCUGAAAGAAAAAAUCAAAAGAGAGCGUGCAUACGUUACAGGAAGGUUCUACGUAAGAAGAUGGGGUAUAAGAUGGAUGGAAUAUUCCGAACUUAUAUAAAUAAUAUUGAGUAUGAAGCAAUCGAAGUAGCCAAAAAAUAUGAGCAAACCAAAUUCCUGGGUGAUGGAUUUAAGCUCAUAAGGAAGUUGCUUAUCCCAGGCAUGUUUCACUUAGGUCUUAAAUCACAAGUUUUACAAAUAAGUAGUCCCAAGGGAUACGUAAUAAUACUAAAACGGGAUAAGCUUCUUGAGGUUUCAAACACAGUUAAAGAAAUAAGAAACCUUAUUCGAGUAUUAGCUAGUGUAUGGAAAGUGAAG